AUGAACCUUGAUAUAACACUUUGUAACAGUUUCUGUUCACUAGACGAACAAACUUUGCUUAAUUUCCCACCAUUUUAUACCGAACAGAUUAAUCUAAACAUUUUACACUCUCAAUUGGAGUCCUGGCAUCGGAUUAUCGCAUCUAACGCUACUUUAAUUGCUUCAAAAUUUUUACACAUAACAGAUACCCAAUGUAUGGAUGCGCCUUUCACAAAUGUUGCAAUCAAUAGAAACAUCAACCGUUAUUUUUUAGUGUUAAUAAUUGAAUAUCUAAUUGAACAAAAAUUGGCAUUGUGGCUUGAACCACUAUCCGAUCUUACCAUGAAGAAUAUAUUCAUGACACUUGUCAAAGACACCAAUGCUAUGAGUACACUAUACAUUAAACAUAUGGAAUUCAGGGAUAACCUUAGAACCAUGGAUAAAAAUACUGAAAAACUUAAAGACUCGAAUUACUAUCAAAUUGAGCAAUUGAAACUCACAAGGAAUAACUACUUUAAAUGCCAAAUAAAAGACACCAGAGCCGCAUUGUAUCCUAUACCAAUUGAUAAAUUAUGCGAAGAAUUAAAAGAAUUUGCAAAGUUACUCUGCCUUUACGACAACGUAGAAACAGUGUAUAACCUUUUUUAUUCACCAUUAGGCCAUAAAUACAAAUUUCAUCGAUUGCCAGACGAACACAUAACUUAUUUGGUAUCAAUCCUUGUUCAUAACAAAUGGGCCACAAUCAUCUUGCCUCCUAGUGUAAAAAACAAUAUUGAAUAUAAUCAGAAUAUUAAAAAUCUUGGUAUACGGUUCAUAUAA
This is a messenger RNA of Babesia microti strain RI, 798 nucleotides long. Its product is annotated as ESCRT-II complex subunit VPS25. Bases 1 to 798 code for a protein of 265 amino acids. The record is from RefSeq and is a predicted model, not a curated record. Gene Ontology annotation, biological process: multivesicular body sorting pathway. Lineage: Eukaryota; Apicomplexa; Aconoidasida; Piroplasmida; Babesiidae. Gene Ontology annotation, cellular component: ESCRT II complex. The transcript is spliced from 2 exons.